Acanthosepion pharaonis is the source of this 981-nucleotide messenger RNA. NCBI's taxonomy places the organism in Eukaryota, Metazoa, Mollusca, Cephalopoda, Sepiida, Sepiidae. The record is from the annotation of a GenBank genome assembly.
AUGGUCUCUCUCUCUCUCUCUGUCGCUUUCCCUCCCAAUCCCCUAUCCCUAUUUCUCUUUCAUGUUCUCCUCUCCCUAUCUAUCUAUCUCAUAGCCACCUCUCUCAUAUUCCCUUUCUAUCUCCAUCUCUCUCUCACUAAAUGUUUGCCUCCUUUCUUUUUCAACGAGAUUACUCAACUUUUUUCUCAAUCGGAACGUUAUUUUGUAACUCGUUCUUGUUUCUUUCUCUUCAGUCACAUAUGUAACCGUCUUCCUAUAAAACUCGUAUAUCUAUCUAUCUAUCUAUCUAUCUAUCUAUCUAUCUAUCUAUCUAUCUAUCAGACUGUUCAUAUCUAUCUAUGUAUCUAUCUAUCAGACUGUUCAUAUCUAUCUAUUUGUCUUUAUCUAUCAAUGGCUCGUUGUCAUUAUCUAUCUAUCUAUCUGCCUAUGCCUCGUCAUUAUUAUCUAUCUAUCUAUCUAUCUAUCUAUCUAUCUAUGACUCGUUAUUCCGUCUCUACAGAGACAAAUACACUGCCGACGCACACGGUGCUUUAUAGUUUAAAUUGUUUUUCUUCUUUCUCUCUUCACCUUCUAUACUUACUUUUGCCUUUCUUUUUCAUCUUUCCUUUAUUUGUUUUUGUUUCCUUGAGUUUUUUCUUCUUCCUCCCCCUACCUUCUAUUGUUUUUUUACCUUUCUUUUUCAUCUUUCCUUUUUUGUUUUUCUUUCCUCGGUUUUUUCUUCUUCCCCCUCCCAUCUUCCAUACUUUCUUUUACCUUUCUUUUUCAUCUUUCCUUUUUUGUUUUUCUUUCCUCGGUUUUUUCUUCUUCCCCCUCCCAUCUUCUAUACUUUCUUUUAGCUUUCUUUUUCAUCUUUCCUUUAUUUGUUUUUCUUUCCUCGAGUUUUUUUUUCUUUCUCCCCCUACCUUCUAUACUUUCCUUUACCUUUCUUUCUUUCUGACUUUCUCUUCGGUUUUUUUCUUCCCAGAAUUCUUUGCUUUUUAA